This is a messenger RNA of Aspergillus tanneri, 1260 nucleotides long. RefSeq names its product NAD(P)/FAD-dependent oxidoreductase. The record is from RefSeq and is a predicted model, not a curated record. Gene Ontology annotation, cellular component: cytoplasm. The transcript has 4 exons. Bases 1 to 1260 code for a protein of 419 amino acids. Gene Ontology annotation, molecular function: oxidoreductase activity. Lineage: Eukaryota; Fungi; Ascomycota; Eurotiomycetes; Eurotiales; Aspergillaceae.
AUGCGCAAGUAUGGCUCCAAGCGGGAGAAUGCCCUGGCUCUUGUGCAAUCAAGGCAGAAAGUCAAGCCCAGUACUAAUUUUACUCAGCAACUUCAGGCAAUCAGACUGCGACAAGCUAAUCCCAAAAUCGAUUGCUACGCAGGUGGCCAUCUAAAACCCGAUCCAUACUAUCAAAUUGGCAUAUUCGCAGCCGAGCACGGAGUCGAGCUUGCAGAAGAAGUGGCGGAUUUUGAGAUGCAACACCUUUUCGAUCUUCAGUCGUUUACUGAAUGUGAACAGAUCGAAUGCGAUCUGGAUCUGAAUAGAGUCAUGGACGUUCAAUUCGAUGACCAGCACUGCGCGAACACCAAGGCUCGAUACGACUUCCUCUUGUCCCACGGGGCCAAAAGAGUGAGAGAAGUUGACUUUUACCCACAGGAGUCAGCAGAGGAGGUUUCCGGUGUGAAAGGAGCUAGGGGAUGUUUCAGUUAUCGUACGGGACGGAUCUGGCCGUAUAAACUCGUGAUGCAGCUCUUGAAAGGAGCAAUCUCUGCUGGCGCAAAUCUGCAGACUCAUACACCUGUGCAUCGAGUUUCUGACUCUCCCGAUGCUGAUGGACGGUGGACAGUUACUACAAGCCGAGGGUCUAUCAGAGCCAAAUGGGUUGUUUUCGCCAGUAACGCAUACACCUCUGCCAUUGCACCUGAAUACGCAAACCAGAUUGUCCCAGUGAGAGGCGUCUGUAGUCGCAUUGUGGUUCCCAACCCGCCCAAAAAGCCGAUGGAGAGUUCGUACACAUUUCGCUUCAACGCGUGGGAUUAUGACUACAUGAUUCCCCGGCCGGAUGGCAGCAUUAUCGUGGGAGGAGCGAAAUCCACAUUCUACCAUAAUCGCAACGACUGGUACAACAACGCGGAUGACAGUAAGUUGAUUGACUCAGCUGUCCGAUACUUUGACAACUACAUGCAACGGCACUUCCAAGGUUGGGAGGAUUCGGGGGCUUAUACGGACCGCGUCUGGACAGGAAUUAUGGGGUAUACAACCGAUACCCUCCCCCACAUCGGGCACGUCCCCCGCAAACCUGGGCAGAUGAUAAUAGCAGGAUUUAAUGGCCAUGGGAUGCCUCAGAUUUUCCUCUCCGCAAAAGGGAUCGCAGCGAUGAUUGUCGAUGGAGCUCCGUACGAGGAGACGGGAUUGCCACACUUGUUCAAAACCACAGCCGCACGCUUGGAGAGGCAGAAAAAUAACGUCCUCACGCACGAGAAUGUGCCAAGGGAGUGA